Pelobates fuscus (common spadefoot toad) is the source of this 981-nucleotide messenger RNA. RefSeq names its product olfactory receptor 52K1-like. The transcript has a single exon. Gene Ontology annotation, molecular function: olfactory receptor activity; G protein-coupled receptor activity. The record is from RefSeq and is a predicted model, not a curated record. The coding region runs from base 7 to 981 and encodes 324 amino acids. NCBI's taxonomy places the organism in Eukaryota, Metazoa, Chordata, Amphibia, Anura, Pelobatidae. Gene Ontology annotation, cellular component: membrane. Gene Ontology annotation, biological process: G protein-coupled receptor signaling pathway.
UAGUCAAUGGCCAACCAAUCUGAUUCAUCUGAGUUUAUCUUGCUCGGUUUCCCUGGCCUACCAGAGAAUUAUAACACUCCAGUAUCCAUUACUUUGUUCCUUGUCUACAUCAUAGCUCUUUUUGCCAAUGGUACGGUGAUAAUAUUAAUUGUUUUCAGCCGACGCCUGCACCAGCCAAUGUACGUGAUCAUUGCAAAUCUUGCACUAUCCGACCUGCUAUUUGACACAAUAACAUUACCCAAAAUCAUUGCAAAGUAUUGGUUUGAUGAUGGGUCCAUAUCAUUUGUUGGAUGUAUCUUUCAAGUAUUUUGCGUUCACUACCUGGGCAGUUUGGAUUCUUUCAUUAUCAUGCUAAUGGCCGUUGAUCGUUAUGUUGCCAUCAGAAAGCCUCUGAGAUAUUUCUCGAUAAUAACAAAUAAACGUAUUCUGGUUCUUUGUGCCUUUUUUUGGUUCGUGCCAGCUCUGAUAGCUUUGGCAACUGCUGUCCUGGAUUCCAGCUUUCCUUUCUGUGGAAAUACAAUUAAAAGCUGUUUUUGCAACAAUAUGGCUGUCACCGCUCUGGCCUGUAUAGAUGUCACAUUUGUAAGACGAGUGAAUUUCUGUCUGGCUAUGUUUGUUCUUCUGUUGCCUUUGGCUUUCAUUAUAUUCUCUUAUGCAGCCAUAAUCCGGACCAUAUGCUCAAUGAACCAAUCUGAAUGUUGGCGCAAGCCAUUUUAUACCUGUGUUACACAUUUGCUCGUCAUUGGGUUGUACUUUAUUCCGCGGAUUUUUGUGUAUGUGGCUAAUCAGGUGAAAUUACUCCUACAUGAAGAUUUGAGUGUUUUGAUUUUAUGUCUCUACACAUUUGUUCCACACAUGGCGAACCCUGUAAUAUAUUGUCUCAGGACUAAGGAAAUCAGAGGAACCCUGGUAAAAUUCUUCAAAAAGAAAUUAAGCCUUAAAAUGGAACAGCGUCCCGUGGUUAGUGUAAUUAUGGAAUAA